ACAACAUUUCAUCAGCAGCGUCUUCCCGCAUGGCAACCUAUAGUUACUGCUAGAAACGUCUUCCCAUUUUUCCUUAUAGUUGGCAUCAUAUUUGUCCCGCUUGGGGCGUUUUUACUUGUUUCUUCAAACCAGAUAGUCGAGAAAAUUGUAGACUACACACAUUGUCUCUCAGUUGAGGAUAAUAGAACAAUGUGUUCCGAAUCAGUAAAGAAUCCAUCAUUUGUCAAUAAAUAUCAAUAUUGUCAUUGCCGGAUAGAGAUCUCUUUAGAACAGGAUAUACCAUAUCCUGUCUAUGUUUAUUACGGAUUGACAAAUUUUUACCAAAAUCAUCGGCGAUAUGUUAGAUCUAGGGACGACAACCAACUUAAUGGAAAAUUUCAAGAAUCUCUUACUUCAGACUGUGAUCCCUACCGCUACUAUCAAAAUAGUACAAUGCAAUUUGCACCCUGUGGAGCCAUUGCUAUGAGCAUUUUUAAUGGUUGGCUUCACUUUUUUCUGUCCACAUAUUAUCCAUUAUGA
This is a messenger RNA of Protopolystoma xenopodis, 519 nucleotides long. Lineage: Eukaryota; Metazoa; Platyhelminthes; Monogenea; Polystomatidea; Polystomatidae. The record is from the annotation of a GenBank genome assembly.